AGAGAGAGAGAGAGAGAGAGAGAGAGCGUGGGGUGGGUAGCUGCAGUCUGAAAGCUCGUGCGCGCGCAUUGGUGCUGCGCGUGAACCCCGGACACCUUCAGAGGCUGAACGUGCCCUGAGAGAGACAGAGAGAGAGAAGAGUUUCUCAACGGAUCCAGGGUUAUGUAAUAAACACAGAAAUAAAUAACAGCUUUUUAAAUGACUUCCCUGCGACGAUUUGGUGAAGUUUGGCGAGCGGAAGUUCGCGCUCAAGGAAGUGUGAAGAAGUGAGAGGCUGAGAUACAGAGAAGAUUCGCGUGUUGACGAGUUUGGGCUUCCUUCAGACUCCAGAGGAGGAUUCAGUACAAGAUGGACACUCACGUCAAAGAAGGACAACUUUAUGUCCAGCACCAGAAGUUUGGAAAGAAAUGGAAGAAAAAUUGGUUUGUGCUAUAUCCUGCGAGUCAGAACGGCAUCGCACGGCUCGAGUUCUACGAUUGCGGAGGCAGUGGCACUGAAAAACCCAGCACUAAAAAAUUGGACAAAAAGAUCAUCCGCCUUUCAGAGUGUAUCAGCAUCCUUCCUGCCUUUACCGAAACCUGCCCCAAAGAGAACAUGGCCGCCUUCUGUGUGGAGACCAAUGAUAAAAUGCAUGUGUUUGCAGCCGAAAAACAUGUCACAACUGAGUGGGUGGAGAAGAUGUGUGAGAUUGCCUUUCAGGGUGGGAGUGGAUCUCUUGGUAGUCCUGACUCCAAUGGACAGCAGGAACUUCAGAUGGCUGAGAACCUGAUCUAUUACUCCAGAGAGGAAGUCAAUGAAUUCUGGGUGAGCAUCCAAAGAACAGAAGCAUCUGAACGUUGUGGUCUGUCGGGUAAUUACUGGCUUAAAGCAGAUGGAGAAAGCCUGAUAUUGAAGGAACCUAAGACUAAAAGGAACUUACUGGUGUGGCCCUACAAACUGUUGCGUCGCUAUGGCAGAGAUAGAGUGAUGUUCUCUUUUGAGGCUGGCCGGCGCUGUGAAUCUGGUCCAGGGAACUUCACCUUUGAGACAAAGCAAGGGAACGAGAUCUUUCAGAUUGUGGAGAGCGCAAUUCGGGAGCAGAAGGCCCAGGCUGAGGACCGGCACCAGAGCUGUCCAUCAUUUGAUGGUGACUGUCCUGCCAUGCAGCAGAUUCGUGCCGCCAUUGCUGAGGGAAACAGCCGAGAGCCAGACGGAGACUCUGGUGGCAGCAAGCCCGGAUCUGCAGAUGGCGUCAUUGGCCGGAGGGAAGGUGAAAGCAAGAAUUUAAAGGGGCGUAGCUUACCAGAGCCCCCUGCACCUAUUGCAAGCACGCCACCACGGUCUCCUAUGCCUCGUGGGCCAAAAAGUGGACCUUUAUUGGAGGACCAAGUUAAUCUGUACUCAGAGCCUGCUGAUUCUGUUCGUCUACCACCUAAUCUUGGAGACUGUCUUUAUUCUGACCCUGUAGACAGCAUCAAACCUACACCAACCCCCAACCCACGGCUACGUCCACUCGGAGAUGAGGGGGGAGGCCGUCUUCCAGGCAACAAGGCUGAGCCUUUCUAUGCAGAUGUCUAUGACCGGGUGACCCUAGACUUAACCCAAAGAACAGGAGCACUAGGACUUGAGCCACGGGGCAGACGCCCUGCAGAAGGAAUCCCAUCAGAGCACAUCUAUGAUGAACCUGAGGGAAGAGCAGGUCCUCCAGCAGGCCAGCCCAUCAUCACUCUAUAUGAUGAGGCACGGCUGGAGAGCCAACCAUGGAGAACCAGAGGACUUGAAGAGCCUCAGGGUCAUGAAGUGCCUUACAACCCCAGUACAGAUGACUAUAGUGUUCCUGCCUUUGGCAAGACACCUCUACCCCAGGCUGUGGCCAGGCCUAAAGGCCCGAAGCCCCUCACAGCACCCAAACCGAGUAAGGGAGCACUUCCUAGGAAAGAUCCUCCUCCAUUGCCCCAAGGUAAAGCUAACCUAAACAACAACAAUAGCAGCACCAGUAACUAUUACGGUGGUGGUGAAGGAACUGGAAGUGAAUGGAGUGGUGGAGGAAAAGCAGGGAGGCAGGUUGAGCUUUAUAGUAAAGUGUCUAAGCAUAAGCCCCCUGUCAAUGCUUGGCACCCUGCCAUGCAAGCCCCGGACAUCAUCUACGACAACUUGGGUGAUAUCUGACCCAAAACUGCACGCCUUCUGACAGUCCAAUUGCAUUCUGAUGGCCCAUCUUUGACAUACAAACUUAGUCCUAGAGGUCAGGUGAGCAUUCUCUGGAGUCUAGUUGGAGUCUUCCUCGCUUGCUAGAGAAAUCUGAAGACUACUUCAAGGCCUGAUGAAAGAGUAAGUGCACACAAUCUAGUGUCACAAAUAUCUGGCAUCAUAGAUAAUGGACUGUGGUCGCUGACCUGUGACACAAUGACAAAAGGAGGUCUUUUCCACUAUGGAGGACACUUGAACUACAGAUUUCACAGAAAAUAAAUGUGACUUGUAAAACACAAUUCUUACAUGUGGGUUAUCCACAUGGUCUCGUCCUAGAAGAUAUUAUAGUUUUGCACUUAUUUUACCAGUUUUUCCUUUUUGUGAAUCAAAAUGAGUCUGUGACUUGUAUUUUAGAGGCUGCAAAGCACUUGCAUGUCAGAAAUCAAAAAUGCAAGACAAGGGAAUAGUUUCCCAUUGUCUUACUAUGCCUGACAGUUAAAUCUUGGAUGGUCAGCGGUAACAGAUCAUGGGGAUAAUCGUUGCACACAUCCACAUUUGUUUUGUAUUGAGAUUCUAAAUGUAGCAUUUUACUAAUCCACUGCUAUGUGUGUGUUGGAAGAAGUCAAAAACAGCUGUGCUGUUGAUAGUAUGGUUGAAAAUUGUGAUAACAAUAAAAAAAGAUUCAUAGGAAAACAAA
This is a messenger RNA of Pygocentrus nattereri (red-bellied piranha), 2866 nucleotides long. It is a transcript of the gene dok1b, whose product is annotated as docking protein 1b. Gene Ontology annotation, cellular component: cytoplasm. The record is from RefSeq and is a predicted model, not a curated record. Gene Ontology annotation, biological process: cell surface receptor protein tyrosine kinase signaling pathway; positive regulation of MAPK cascade. The transcript is spliced from 5 exons. The coding region runs from base 349 to 2148 and encodes 599 amino acids. NCBI's taxonomy places the organism in Eukaryota, Metazoa, Chordata, Actinopteri, Characiformes, Serrasalmidae.